CUGGGGCCCCAAAAGGGAAACAAGACAUUGGCCUUAGCAGGUUCUUAAAGAUAUUAUCCCUGGAACCACCAGCCUGAGAAAUAUUCAAUUGGCAGUCCAAAAAUAAUAUUCUAGGAGCAAGGGGUCUUCCUCUUAUGGUUUGAUAGAAAAUAGGAAUUUGAAGACAUGGGACAAGCCCUAUCCAUCAAGAGCUGUGACUUGCAAGUAGCCAAAAACAAUGAGGAACAUCAUACCAACAAGAUCAGUUCCAGUCGCCUCAUUGUCCGCAGAGGACAGCCCUUUACCAUCAUCCUGCACCUGGUCUGCCCACAGGUUCGAGGAUUCUUUAAGGUUUUAAAGAAGGUCGCCCUUGUGGCUGAAACAGGAAAGCAGCCUUCCGUGACAAACAGGACAAAAGUCAAAUUCCCAGUCACCAGCCAAGGUAACCCUAAAUGCUGGAGGGCCACCAUAGAAGACAGAGACUUAGAGACCUGGACCAUAUCGGUGACCACACCUGCUGACGCCAUCAUUGGUCACUACUCCCUCCUGCUUCAGGUCUCCCAAAAGACUCAGUUUCCCCUGGGCCACUUCACACUACUCUUUAAUCCCUGGGGACGAGAGGAUGCAGUAUUCCUGGAGAAUGAGGCACAACGCAGAGAAUAUUUGCUGAACCAGAAUGGCCUCAUCUACCUGGGCACAUCCGAAUGCAUCCAACCUCAGCCUUGGGACUUUGGUCAGUUUGAUACCAAUGUUAUUGAUCUCAGCCUGAGGUUACAGGAAGUAGAUAAGGAAGUCAAUCAGUGGAAUAAUCCUGUACAUGUGGCUCGGGUACUUGGAGUCUUGCUGAAUAACAGAAAGGAGCAGAAUAUUCUAACUACACCUGAAAUACAAGAUUGGGAGGAUGUGAGAUUCUUGUAUAAACGCCGAGGGAGCUUGCCCAUCCUCUGGCAAUGGCUCACUGGCCAAGGGAGGCAGGUGCCCAAUGGGCAGGCCUGGGUAUUGGCAGCUGUCACCUGCUCAGUGCUGAGGUCCCUAGGUAUUCCUGCCCGCGUUAUCACAAUCUAUGAUUCAGCCCAGGACACAAAAGGAGCUUUGACUGUAAAUGAAUAUUAUGAUCAGAAUGGGCUUCCCAUCGGAGAGCACAAAGGAAGCCGAAUCUGUAUCUUCCAAGUUUCAACUGAAUGUUGGAUGGCAAGACCUGAUCUACCCCCAGGUUACGGAGGAUGGCAGAUUGUGGACUCACGCCUUCAAAAAGAAGGUGGCGCUAAUGUCUUAUUGACAUGUGACCUAGUUCCAGUUAAGGCAAUCAAGGAAGGGGUUCUAGAGCUGAGCCCAGGGGCACCAGCCCUUUUUGCCUCACUCAAUGCUUCCUGUGCAGUCUGGUUGAGGCACGAAGAUGGGACAAUGGUUCGAGCUGAUGCAAGCCCCAAAUACGUGGGCAACAAUAUCAGUACCAAGGGGGUCGGAGGGGAUCGUUGUGAAGACAUCACCCAAAACUACAAAUACCAUGAAGGAUCACCACAAAAAGAGGAAUUAUUGAAGAAAGUCUGGCAAGAGAGUGCUGAACCUGGACAGGUCAAUGGGUUCCCCUUUAGUCCCGAGACAUGGGGUCCUUUACACAUGCUGUUGCAUUCUUCCAGCUCCAUAACUUUGGAUGGAGAUGUUGAGUUGGCAGUGACAUUCUUUAAUUACACUAAUGAAGAGAAGACUGUGGAGCUGGUAAUAGGGAUCCUAGCCAUGGACUACAAUGGAAUCACCAUCACCCAGCUCUACAAAAAGAAUUUAUUACUUACAUUUCAAGAAAAUGAAGUUAGGACCAUCAGUACCAGCUUGCCCUCCUCCCAUUUUGUGCAAAGCUCUCCUGAGAACAACAUCCUGAGACUGACAGCUGUGGCAACCCAUACAGAUUCUGAGAUGAGCUACUUUGCUCAACGGGACUUGGUCAUCUGUAAACCACAGCUCACCAUCGAGGUGCCAGAGAAGGCAAGGCUGUAUGAACCAGUCACAGCCUCCAUCUAUGUUCAGAAUAAGUUGGACUCACCCAUGGAAGAUUGUAUGAUCACAGUGUUUGGAAGAGGACUCAUUUACAGAGAGAGGGUCUACAGGUUAGGUUCUGUCGGGCCUGGAAACUCUCUCUACUACCAGAUCCAGUUUACUCCAACCCAGAGAGGGCUCCAAAGACUCACUGUGGAAGUGGAUUGCAAUAUGUUCCAGAACCUAAUAGGUUACAAGAGUAUCAAUGUGGUAACGCCUCUGUCUCCAGCUUAAGUUUGUAAGAUGCAUUUUUCUGCCUUUAACUAUCCAUGUUUAUAAAUGACAGGCCCAGAAACACGAGCUAGAGAUAAGCAUUGAGGAGAGAGACACAUUGCUUAAAAUAAAGUCUAACAUAUCAAAUUCUCAAA
This is a messenger RNA of Antechinus flavipes (yellow-footed antechinus), 2381 nucleotides long. RefSeq names its product erythrocyte membrane protein band 4.2 (gene EPB42). Gene Ontology annotation, biological process: peptide cross-linking. The record is from RefSeq and is a predicted model, not a curated record. The transcript is spliced from 13 exons. Lineage: Eukaryota; Metazoa; Chordata; Mammalia; Dasyuromorphia; Dasyuridae. Bases 166 to 2247 code for a protein of 693 amino acids. Gene Ontology annotation, molecular function: protein-glutamine gamma-glutamyltransferase activity.